Messenger RNA from Hypoxylon trugodes, 1446 nucleotides. RefSeq lists its product as uncharacterized. NCBI's taxonomy places the organism in Eukaryota, Fungi, Ascomycota, Sordariomycetes, Xylariales, Hypoxylaceae. The record is from RefSeq and is a predicted model, not a curated record. Bases 119 to 1291 code for a protein of 390 amino acids. The transcript is spliced from 2 exons.
AUGUGAACUCAGCUGCUCAUCUAUUCGCUUAGCUAUGUAUGCUGGCGGACGCGAGGCAUAGAGUAUUUAACCUCGCAUCCGGAUCCCUUCAAUACUCACACUGUCGUUUUCAUUGCCAAUGGCGCUGGCGAAAGCGACUCUCAACCAACGCGCAACUUUUGGGGACGACCUCUCGGAACUGACAACUGUUUUUGUCCCCUCAUGUCCCAUUACAUGGUUAUUGACCGCGACAAAAUUACCGUCGCAAUUUCCCGCCUUUCCUCCCAUAGGUCCUGCUUCGUGCGAUCCUCCAGCAUGGACAAAUUACCUCGCGCAGAGGGGAUUCGGAUAUUACUCACCAGCUAUUUGCCCAAACGGUUUCUCCGUUGCCUGCACCGUCAACGAUGAAAGGAGUAGCGAAGGGUUUCCCGCCAUAAAGGCAGGUGAAACUGCAAUGUAUUGUGUACCGAGUGGAUUUACAUGCACAUCAGACACUACUGAUUUCCGUGGUGGGAUUUGGGGGUUUACCAGAACGGCAUCGACAACUGGUGCUUCUGUUACUGUAGGCCCCGCAAUACAGAUUCGUUGGCGUCAAGAAGACUUGAGCAAUCUUGCUACAGAUCCCUUGAUUCCUGGUCCAUUGCCAACUAGGGUCGGCUCAAGCCAGAUUGGGAUUACCACCACGACGACGGAACAAGAGCCUGAUCCUAUUACAACAAGCUCCAGGUCUAGUGCGUCGCCGGCUAGUUCAACUGCGACCCCUAAUAAGACAGAUGUAUCGACAAGUACGACACCAACUCCGUCAUUCAACCCGGUGGACACCAGCACAUCUACCCUGUCCGAAGUUACACCUACUACAAGUAGUGGAAGUGCUUCAAAUCAGACAUCUUCAGGAUCUAGUGCGCCUAGCAUUGCGUCAAGUACUAGCAUAGCAGCUAUGGCACUUUCGGGGACCUUGAUAGCCAUCAUAUUAGGGAUACUAGCGGUUACAGUUUACCGUCGAUAUCGCCGAUAUCGUGCUGGGGAGAUACAGUCACUCCUUCCCUUGAGAGCCCGGAAUUGGUUCAAUCAAUUUGUAGGAAAAUACCUUAGCUGGUUUCCUUCACGUCGGAAUGGCUCGAGCUAUCCAACAAAGAAGCCAGACGCUGAACUAGAAGCCAGUGGCCCAACACCUGAGCUGGGGGGUGGGGAUAUGUUAGGAACGAAGGAGAACCCGGCGGAGCUGGCUGGAAGUAGUGUACGGAAUAGUUGGAUGUCACAAGUAUCACGGAUCUUUACGAUAAAAUCGAAAAAGGAUGUGUCGUCGGUUUGAUGGCGAUACAUACUCCGAAGAAAGGUUUUUGUUCUUUUGGUGGGUAAAUAGAGUCAAAACACGGGAAAUGAUACCUAGGUGCUUGUAUGUUAUUAGAACUUUGCACGAGUAGGAUCUCAAUACAGGGGGAAUAUACAUGUAUUACUACUCAAUCG